Molecule: messenger RNA, 1226 nt
Organism: Corylus avellana
Lineage: Eukaryota; Viridiplantae; Streptophyta; Magnoliopsida; Fagales; Betulaceae
Product: D111/G-patch domain-containing protein
Cellular component (GO): kinetochore
Molecular function (GO): nucleic acid binding
Source: RefSeq, a predicted model, not a curated record
CACCCUGAGUUUCUGUUAAUUCUCUCUCAUUCUCUCUCUCUCACGCGAUGCUGUCAACCAUGGCUGAAUCAGGCCAGGACGAAGCAACCAGUGGAGCGGCUGCAGAAGAAGACUACAUGGGGGACCUCUCUCGGUUCGUUCCUAUAGAAACCGCUGACCCUCCAAAGCCUUUAUCCAAAAAGAUCUCCAACAACAAAUCCUCAAGUGUUCUCCCCUCCAAGAAGCAGUUUAAAACCAUAAGCUGGCAAGAACGGCGUAAACUUGAGAGAGAACGAAAGCAACAAGAAGAGGAUGAGCAAACCUUAGCAAAAGUGGAGGCUCCAAUCCCACAAUCCAAUAUCGGAUUCAAGCUUCUGAAGCAAAUGGGCUACACUCCUGGUUCAGCCUUAGGCAAGGAGGGGUUAGGCAGGGCUGAACCAGUGGGGAUUGAGAUUCGACGAUCACGAGCUGGUAUUGGCCGAGAGGACCCCCACAAGGAGAAAAGAAAGGAGGAGGAGAUCAUGGCUGAGAAGAAGAGGAGAAAGAUAGAGGAUAUGAUGGUGGAGUUUGGAUAUAGGCAGAAGUCACAGUGGCAGAGUCGUAAAGUUGUAGUUAAUUUUAAUAAAGCAAAGGCUGCUCUUGAUCAACUGGAGAAUAAAGAAGUUGUGGAGCCUGAGAAGAAUGAGGACGAGGAGGAGGGUGAACAGGAUGAAGAUGAAGAGGAGGAGAUAACAGAAGAGGAUUUGCAGGAUAUAUUGAUGAAACUGAGAGAUGAAUAUAAUUACUGUCUCUUCUGUGGAUGCCGGUAUGAAUCAAUGGAGGCACUGUUGGCCAAUUGCCCUGGAACUGAUGAAGACGACCACUGAACUAAGAGUUCCUAGUUUGCUUCCAAUGGAGGAUUGUGCGUAAAACUCCCAUUCUUGCUAGUGGAUCUCUCUUGUGUUUUUGCCGUCCCUCUUAUGACGUGAUGAAAUGAGUGAAAAAAACACUUGCAAGAAGCAAUUUGAUCCAGAUUUGUCAUCAAGAUUAAAUCUGCACGCCAUGUAAUAUUUAUUCAACUAUUCUCCCAUGUAAAAGGAUGGAGAACCAUACGUACAAAAAUUAGAGAAUUUUCCUGAAAUCCCUCAUGGAUGAGUUGUACGUGUAUUUUAGGAUCUCAAGCACUAACAAAUAAGAGAAUAAUGUAUAGAAAUUUGGCAGCACUUAAUCCCUUAAUGUUGCAAAAAUUGAAAAGUUCUUGUUGGUCA